AAACACUGAACACACCAGAAGGCACACGAGCUGAGAAGGUUGGAGAGCCUGGCUCUAGACUAUGAAUAUUUCCGAGAUGGCGCUAGACGACGACUUCACUAACAGCUCCUUCAACUGUACGAUUGACAGCUUCAAGCAAGUCAUUUAUCCCACCAUGUAUCUCUUUAUCUUCUUCCUGGGUGCUGUUGGAAAUGGCCUCUCCAUUUAUGUUUUCUUCCAGCCUUCGCAGAGGAAGACCUCAGUAAACAUUUACAUGCAGAACUUGGCUGUUUCGGAUCUCAUGUUUGUGAGCACUUUGCCCUUUCGGGCCACAUAUUUCUUGUUGGGAUCUCGUUGGAUAUUUGGUGAUAUCAUCUGCAGGAUCAUGACUUACACCUUGUACGUGAACAUGUACUGCAGCAUUUAUUUUCUCACCGUGCUCAGCGUGGUUCGUUUCACAGCCAUCGUCUACCCGUUCAAACACUGGAAAACAACCAACAUGAAGUAUGCCAGGAUAACAUGCGCAGCCAUAUGGGUCUUCGUGCUGGCAGCCUCCAGCCCCCUGUUAAGCAAGGGAAUCGCUGGGUACAGCAACCCAGCCAAGUGCUUGGACCUCCACCCCUCCAACACACACAGGCUCCUCAUGAUGAACAGCUUUGUCCUCAUCGUGGGCUUCAUUCUGCCGUUUUGCACAAUUAUUGUCUGCUACAUCUUUGCAAUCAAAGCGUUGCUCAAGUCCAGGACUCCGCAGUGCAAGAAGGCGGUCUGUCACAAGAAGGCACUGUCAACCAUCAUCAUCACUCUCAUCCUCUUCCUCCUCUGUUUCCUGCCGUAUCACGUACUGCGAACUGUCCACCUGAUGCGCAGCAGCUGCAGCCAGGCCAAUCUGCCCGUGCACAAAGCACUGGUGGUCACUCUCUGCCUCGCUGCCAUGAACAGCUGCCUCGAUCCCGUCCUCUAUUACUUCGCUGCUGAAAAUUUCAAAGCGAGAAUCAGGAGUCUGUACUGCAGGUAG
Molecule: messenger RNA, 994 nt
Organism: Gymnogyps californianus (California condor)
Lineage: Eukaryota; Metazoa; Chordata; Aves; Accipitriformes; Cathartidae
Gene: CYSLTR2
Product: cysteinyl leukotriene receptor 2
Exons: 2
Coding region: 62-994 (310 amino acids)
Biological process (GO): G protein-coupled receptor signaling pathway
Cellular component (GO): plasma membrane
Molecular function (GO): G protein-coupled receptor activity
Source: RefSeq, a predicted model, not a curated record